CUCGUUCUCAUGGUGGUUUAUCUUUUAGUACGAGCGAGGCCGCAGCAAACACGCGAGCGCGCUAGCUCCGCGCUUGAUUGUAUCACAUUCGGUCGGUGUACAUGGCGCGAAACGGCCGCGUCAUAUGCCAUACUCCACGGCGUCCGUGUUAAACAAAUAGUUUGUCAACUUUCGUGCUAACCUAACAGUGCCUCCGGUGCACUGUACUAUCUACAAAGAAAGUUUGCAUAACAACAGUGAUCACUCAGUUUCACAAUGUGAUUAACAUGGAAAUAUACAAAUUCGUACAUAAUUACAACGCGUAACUUUACAACAAAUCAAAAUGACUCAGUGUUUUUAAAAAUUAAAGUGUUUGCAGCUAUAGUGUUCCAGACUAUUAAACAGUGGAAUGUGCGCUCUUGGGUCUGCUCAAACCAGAUACGGGAGCAUAAAAAUAGAACAAUUCUAAGAUCCUGUGCCGCGGAUCUGAUAGUUAUCUAUUAUGGGAGAAGCUGAUGAUAGCAUCUAUUUGUUAUAAGUUACAGUGUAGAUACUCGUGAGCAAUAUGUCGAACAGCUGGGGACGGUGGCUUACUGCCGUGGUCACCAUAGUGUGCAUGAUCGCGGGCCUCAGAGCAGAAUUAAAUUGUACAGAUGUUAGGGUUCCUCCCCUACCUAUAAUACAGCGGACUUCUCAAUUGUUUUUGAAAGGAGAAAAUUUUACAUUGAGUUGUUCCGUUGCUUAUCGACCCGAUACUGUUGUCAACUUGUAUUGGGAGCUACCCACUAAUGAUUCAGUUCAAUAUGAUUCGAACGAAUUUGAAAAUCUUCGGGACAUAUUAUUCAAGAAUAUAACUAUAAUCAACGCGACAAAGGAUCAUGCAGGCCGCUACGUCUGCGUUGCCAAAAACAAUUGUGGUGAAAAGUCAAAGCCCAUCACGAAGGAAUAUUUAACCGAGCCUCGUCUUAAAUUGAUUCCAGUGAAUACUAAUCCGGUAAUAACGAAACUGAAAACAGUGAGAAUUAAUACUGAAGUGAUCGAUUAUCCUACAGCUAAUUUUUAUUUUUUACGCAAUAACUUAUCGUUGCCGCUAGACGAUGAAGGAAAUCCCAAUAAAUACGAUGUGACUCGGAACCCUAAAACUGGUGACGUCAUUCUGAGUAUAUUUAAAACAAAUGUAUUCGAUUCUGCUAAUUACACGUUGGUUGCUUCUAAUAAGUACUUGAAAAAAAAUUACACAUACGAAGUGUUGAUAAAAUCAAAACCAACUAUCGACUUCGGACUUAAUGUCGAUAAGAAAUAUUUGCAAAACACAAUGGCAUCACUACAGUGUCAGGUGACUGGAUAUCCUCUGCCGAAAAUUACUUGGAUAUUCUCAAAUGAAGGAGGAGAAAAUCAGACAAUGCCUAGUACAGAAGUAUAUGAGCACACCAAGUACACAGAAACAGCAGUUAUAGUUAUACCAGUUCAUGCAUCUGGAAACGUAUCUUGUCAAGCAUCUAACACUGAGAGUACUGCAACGGAAACAAGAAGACUUCUCGUUUACGAGAUUGUCAAUGGAUUCGGUAUAAGGAAUUCAGAGAGAACUUGGUUCUCGCAAAAUGAGGAUGUGACUAUCACCUGUAUUGCUUCCAAAUAUGACUUUUACAACGUCACCUGGAUAGGUCCAGAAGCCGAAGAUCUGAGAGGAAUGAAUGCUGUGGAAUAUUCGAAAAAUGAGUUUUCGCUUAUGGCUAAAUUGAAAUUCCCUCAAAUCUCUUUGAAUCACAGCGGUGUGUAUACUUGUCAAGGAUCGAAGAUGAACAUGAAUAUCGAGUUUGAUUAUAUCAACAUUACAGUUGCGCCUCUUCUACCACCAAUUAUAAACCAACCAGAAGAUGACCAGACCAUAGAAGUGGUGACUUAUCAAGAGGUUGAGCUAACUUGUCAAGCCGAGGGAGUGCCGCCCCCUAAAUUAGAGUGGUACAAGGAUGACGUUUUAAUGGGAAAUGAUACAAACGCAAAGAUUUUUAUUCAUGAGAUCGGCCAUACUAUGGUGAAUUCAUCUAUUCGAAUAGAUCGGCUGGUGGAAGAAAACAAGGGCACAUAUGAAUGUUUAGCUAGCAGCGAUGGACUAACAGCAAGCCGGGUUUAUACAGUUGCAUUGAAAGCAUCAUCAUACCAAUUAUAUUUGAGCAUUAUUCUCGUAGUCAUCUUUGUUUUAAUCGUCGUGGUUCUGUACCUUAUGUGGAGGGUCAGAAAGGAUACUCAAUUCAGAAAAGAAUUGAAGGCAUCUGGUCUUCUGUACUUCAAUGAGGGAGCUACGAAAUCGCUGAACCCUGAUCUGGGCAUUGAUGAGCAAGCUGAUUUAUUGCCUUAUGAUGAGAAAUUUGAAUUCCCUGCCGAUAAAUUAAUUCUUGGUAAACAGCUAGGUGCAGGUGCAUUUGGCGUAGUAUACAAGGCAGACGCGCGUGGCAUCAUCAACGCUGAAGAAACAACUGAGGUAGCUGUGAAAAUGGUUAAAAAAACGGCCGACAACAUGUAUAUCAAAGCACUGGCCUCCGAACUAAAAAUAAUGGUGCACUUGGGCAAACAUAUAAACAUUGUGAACCUACUCGGAGCGUGCACGAAAAACGUUGUGAAACGCGAGUUGAUAGUAAUUGUUGAGUAUUGCAAGUUUGGUAAUAUUCACAAUUACAUGCAGAGGCACCGAGAGGUGUUCAUUGAUCAGCUUACUGAUAACAAGGAGAAGAAUCUGGGACGAAUUAAUAGAGGAUUCUCAAGCAGCAGUGGAAGUACUGGUGCCCAUUCGGACUAUUUCGCUUCAUGCACACAGGACACCGACCACACAUUUGUCAACUCGGCCAACACUAACCGAUCGACAAGAAAAGUAUCUGAAGGUUAUGUACAACCAGAGUGGCGUACGAACUACGAGAGUGACUACAGCUUCGAUGGACGCAAUCCUCGCCCUCUGACCUCACGAGAUCUGCUCGUGUGGGCCUUCCAGAUCGCUAGAGGGAUGGAGUAUCUUGCUAGCAGAAAGGUCCUUCACGGUGAUUUAGCUGCAAGAAAUGUAUUAUUAGCCGAAGACAACAUUGUGAAGAUUUGCGAUUUCGGUCUUGCUCGAAGCAUCUAUAAAAACGAUGAAUAUCAAAAGAAAGAAAACUGUCUACUCCCAGUCAAGUGGCUGGCUAUUGAGUGUAUGACGGACCGCAUCUUCUCGACCCAGUCAGAUGUGUGGUCAUUCGGCAUUGUGCUGUGGGAGCUAUUCUCCCUGGCCAAGACACCCUACCCAAACAUCAGUCCCGCUCAUUUACUGCAGUGGCUUUCUGAAGGUAAACGUCUAGAGAAGCCACCUUACGCUGAUGACCGGCUUUAUAACGUGAUGAUGAGGUGCUGGGAACAGAAACCAAGGAGCCGACCUUCGUUCACGCAGCUGCAAGAAAUACUCGGCGGUUUCCUAGAGGAUAAUGUGAGAAAUCAUUACGUCGACUUAAACACUGCCUACAUGGAUAUGAAUGUGAAGCCUGGUGGUGAGGACUACCUGGCUAUGGUUUGUGCGCCAGACUACAACAACCUGGUGACUCCAAGCCCACACCACUACGUCAACGACAGGAGUUUCUUCCCAACCACUCCAACACAGAUAGACGAGGAAGGCUAUCUACAAAUGAGUCCCGCAUCAAGGCAGAACAUAUUCAGUCCUCGAGCUCAGGACAUGAAGUUUGACUUCGACGCUCGCAAAUUUAACCCGAGGGUAUCAGAAGCAAGUAGCUGUGGUUCAGAGUUAACGCCAAUGCUUACUCUGAACAAUUUACCAGCUCGAAGCGGGUCGGAGUCCGACCACGAAGGCAACGCGUCGCCCUACCUCAACAUGUGUCCCAGAAUAGACGAGGAGGCAGACGAUGUGUUCGAGACGACCCAAAACAAUGCAAAGAACGCGCUGAACACGGCGCACACUAACCCGACGUACAUCUCGUUAGACGUCGACAUCGAGAAGAAGCCGAAAGAUAUUAUUAACUCGUAUAUUAACGUACCGAACGGUCUAGUCAAAUAAUUUCAUUUUGUGUACCAGAAUAAGCUAAUCUCAUUUACUAAUAUGUUAUAGUCUAUCUACUUAUAUAUAGCCUGCAUGAAUGUUACUUUACUUACUGUUAAUUUUGAUCUCUGUAUUCUCUUGAUAAAGUGCUAUUUUCUUUUUAAAAUUUUCUUCUACGUUUUCUAUUUCGUUUCUUGUCUUACGUAAAUAAUUGUUUUUGUGUCUCAAGUGUUUAUUUCAUUUAGGGAGCUUAUUUGUUGUAUCCUCAUUCAUGUUAAUAGGUUUGUAUCGUAGAUGUAUUGUAUGUACAGAAUGUUUACUUUUUGUGUAGACUGAAUGGUGUCGGUGACUUACUACUUCAGUGUGAACUGGUCAGUUACCUUUGAAUAAUUGAGAUUCGGCAAGUGAUGUGUGGUUGGCCUUAAAACUGGAAACAGUUAUGAGACACUGAAUGGUCAUAAAUAAUGAUUGUAACUUAAAUACAUUACAAGAUUGUGAAUGCCCGUCUUGCUAGAACGGAGAGCCACACAAUUAUAUGUCGGAUGAAGUGAUAUUUUAUCAUAGUACAUGUCAUUGGACUCGAUAGUAUGAAUGUAGUCAGUAUGUUGAAGUUCUACGAAGCCCACCAGUACCUAAUAUAAAUGUGAAUAUUAUAUUUUAAAUAUUCUUAUUUCUACAGAAAACAUUCCUCUUUAUGUAUUUUUUUCUUUCAAAUAGAAACGGUCUUAUGAAUGAAUGUACCUUUACAUAGCAAGAUUUUGUUUUAUGAAUGUAUGUAUUAUAGUCUAUGUCAUAGAUAAUACUGUUAGGGAAAAUUUUGAAAAAUUUACCAAAUUUCGAUUAUAUUUGAAACCAGAUAUAGAAAUGCUUCGUGUCAGUAAUUUUCAUAGACUGGAUAUGUAAAUAUUUCUUUGUGUUAUAUUAAUUGAUUGAUCGAAUAUGAAUUCAAGCAAUGUGUUUGUUUCAAAAUAAUUCGUUUAUGUAACAAUAAUUAUUUCUUCACACAAUGUGUUAACUUUAAAAAGUUUUUAAAUAAACUUGAAAUAGUUGAUAUAAUAUUAUGAAUACGGAAAGAAGUAUAAUUAUAACUUCAAAUACAGCUACGUAAUUUAAGUAAAUAAUAUAUUUUAAUAUAAUAAUUAAAAACGACGAUGUACGUUCAAUAGAAAGCUGAACAUGUUUUU
This is a messenger RNA of Spodoptera exigua (beet armyworm), 5178 nucleotides long. NCBI's taxonomy places the organism in Eukaryota, Metazoa, Arthropoda, Insecta, Lepidoptera, Noctuidae. The record is from the annotation of a GenBank genome assembly.